AUGCCUGCCAAGACAAGCGGAAAGGGAGCCAAGAAGGCCGGGAAGGCUAAGGUCAGCGGCGCUGCUUGAAAUAAGAAGAGGAAGAGGAAACGAAAGGAAAGCUACGGAAUCUACAUCUACAAGGUUCUGAAACAGGUCCACCCCGACACUGGUAUCUCCAGCAAGGCCAUGUCCAUCAUGAACAGCUUCGUCAACGAUGUCUUCGAGCGCAUCGCCGGUGAAUCUUCCCGUCUUGCCAAAUACAAUAAGAAGUCCACCAUCAGCAGCCGAGAGAUCCAGACCGCUGUCCGUCUCCUCCUCCCCGGAGAGCUGGCCAAGCUCGCCGUCUUUGAGGGCACCAAGGCUGUCACCAAGUACACCACCUCCAAGUAAAUUGAAUGGCAAACGCCAUAUUUACUACAAACGGCUUUUUCAGAGCCACCAUAUCCUCAAUUAUUAUCUCAAAUCUUUCUAAUUAUACGUUUUUCCUCUUUGGCCUGUGUGAUCUUGGCACCUUUUCUCUUCAUCCUUCACUUAUGAUAAAAUGACAAAAAUUGAGAAUUUCAAAUCAAGUUAUAUAACCUAUUUUUAUGAUCUAAUUAUAGAAAAUAAGCAGUUUGAUCAUUUAUCUAAGGCACAUCCUGAGGCCACAUUUGAUUUCAUAUACCAUUUCGUAUCAUGAAUUUUUUUGAAUAGAUAU
Molecule: messenger RNA, 679 nt
Organism: Strongylocentrotus purpuratus (purple sea urchin)
Lineage: Eukaryota; Metazoa; Echinodermata; Echinoidea; Camarodonta; Strongylocentrotidae
Product: late histone H2B.2.1-like
Exons: 1
Cellular component (GO): nucleosome
Molecular function (GO): protein heterodimerization activity; DNA binding; structural constituent of chromatin
Source: RefSeq, a predicted model, not a curated record